AUGGAAUCAACAAACGCAGAAGAGUCUAAAAAAGAUGAAAAAAUUGAUAAAAUUAUAUCAAUAGUUCCAGCAAUCAUAGGAUUGUUAUUGUUGAUUUUCAUUUUUUAUGUGGUUUGGCAGCAUUGUAUCAGAAGAAGAAGAAUCAAUAUAUUGGAUUCCGAUUUAGAGGUCGGAAAGAAAUAUGUAAAAGAUGAUUUGGAUACGUUGUCAGAGAGUGGCUAUGAAAAGAAAAAAUCUUAUCAACCAAUACAAUUCUACUUUGGAGUACCGAUUUCCAUAUACAUCGCCAGAGAUACCGAAGCAUUCUUCCCAGAGUUUAGAGAGAUCAUUGCACAGGUAUUUCCAGAUGCAUCGGUGAUCUGCGCAGAACCACCGCUCUCUCACGCUCUCAAUGAAAUCGGUGUCAUUCUCUAUCCGGUGUUUGUAUCGGGUGCCAGAGUCAAUGCGUCGGAUUACGAGUAUGAACUCACUCAGUUGGAAUCAAAGUAUGGCAACCGCUAUGAAAUCAUUUUCACGUGUUUGACGUACGGCGCCAACUCAAACAUCAAAGGUCUGCACCGAGUGAUACACGACCGCUUCAAAGCAAUCAGUCUUGCAUAUUCCAGUAGUAGAGAUCUUUGUUUUACAAAUACCAAUGAGAAUUCGCUGAACCUACUCAAAGAAACAUUUGAGAAUGAAAUUUCAAGAUACAAUUGUAGACAAAACAUAAAUAUAUAA
Heterostelium album PN500 is the source of this 717-nucleotide messenger RNA. RefSeq lists its product as uncharacterized. Lineage: Eukaryota; Evosea; Eumycetozoa; Acytosteliales; Acytosteliaceae. The coding region runs from base 1 to 717 and encodes 238 amino acids. The record is from RefSeq and is a predicted model, not a curated record. The transcript has a single exon.